AUGCUGUGUGCGUUCAACGCCACAGCCCUGAGGAGCGUCCUGCCUCCACUGCUGCUCUCACAGUUCGUCCUGGGAGCCCUGGGGAACGGCCUGGCCCUGUGGAUCUUUUUCUUUUAUCUGAAGCCGUGGAAGAGCAGCACUGUGCUCCUCUUCAGCCUGGCCAUGAGCGACUUUCUGCUGAUCCUGGUGCUGCCGUUUCGGGCCAGUUACUACCUCUCUCAGCUGCAGUGGCACUUCGGGGGCUUCAUGUGUAACCUGUGCCUCUUCAUGCUGGCCAUGAACCGCACUGGGAGCGCCUUGUUCCUCAUGGCCAUCGCUCUGGACAGGUACAUGCGUGUGGUCCACCCCCAUCACCCAGUCAACUUCUUAAGCCUCUCCAAAGCCAUGUGUGGAGCGGCUGUGCUGUGGCUGAUGGCCAUCUCCAUGAGCGCUCACAUAUUUACCUUAAAACACAACAAUACCAAUUACUGUGAGAGUUUCAGCAUUGAGAUAAAAACUGACAAACUUAUGACCUUUUCUUGGCAUAAAUUUGCCUUUUUGUUUUCCUUCUAUGUGCCUUUAAUUGUGAUCCUCUACUGCACUGUGAGCAUCACGUCCCACCUGAAGGGAAGGCAGAUUGCCCAGCAGGCUAAAAUCAAAAAGGCCUUGUGUUUCAUCAUUGUGGUGGUUGUCCUCUUCAUCAUCUGCUUCCUUCCCAGUAACAUCAUUCAAGUCAUCCUUUGGUUUAAGACAAACAAAGCCAUUCAGACUUUGCCCCUGACAGAAGUGUGUCCUGCCAUGGAGGAGCUGACCACAGUCUUCUUCCUCACCAUCAGCCUGACCUACCUGAACAGUGUGCUGGACCCCCUGGUCUACUACUUCUCCAGCCCGGCCAUCAAGAACAUCUGCAGGCGGGCACUGCAUAUGCCCCCGGCCUCAGUCACUGGAGAGAGCACCGAGAAGAAGACCAGAGACACCGGAUCAGUGUCUCUCAGUCAGCUCUAG
Messenger RNA from Knipowitschia caucasica, 984 nucleotides. NCBI's taxonomy places the organism in Eukaryota, Metazoa, Chordata, Actinopteri, Gobiiformes, Gobiidae. The record is from the annotation of a GenBank genome assembly.